GUUAUUGUUAACCAAUAAAGGUAUCACUUCUACAAUAAUUUUUGUAUUUGUUUGUUUUUUUAUUUGUUAUUUUUGCUACUGGAUAACACUGUACCACAGUUUUUGUUUUGUACUAGUGCAUCAGGAAGACCAUGGGACCAUCCACCAUAUUCCUUGUGUCUCUGUUUUCCCUACUGAUCCCGGCUCACUCGGCCCCUGAUCCCACCCUGGACUCUCACUGGCAGCUGUGGGUUAAAUCGCACCAGAAGACCUAUAAGGAUGCGGAGGAGGAAGGUGCAAGACGGACCAUCUGGGAGGAGACACUGAGAUUUAUCACAGUCCAUAACUUGGAAUAUUCCUUGGGACUCCACACUUAUGAGGUUGGGAUGAACCACCUGGGAGAUAUGACAGGGGAGGAGGUGGCUGCCACAAUGACAGGUUACAUCAGCUCAGACCAUUUUUUAGCCAACAUGACUCAUGUACCCAAAGAGAUAUUACAAGCUCGGUCACCGGCAUCAAUAGACUGGAGAACCAAAGGCUGUGUCACCCCUGUGAGAGAUCAGGGAUCAUGUGGAUCUUGCUACGCUUUCAGUACCGUGGGGGCUCUGGAAUGUCAAUGGAAAAAGAAAACUGACAGACUGGUCAUAUUCAGCCCACAGGAACUGGUGGAUUGUUCCUACACUGAAGGGAACAACGGCUGUGGAGGGGGAUAUUUAUAUUCUUCUUUCACAUACAUGAAAAAGUUUGGCGUUACUGGGGAUUUACGUUAUCCAUAUACAGGAAAGGAAGAAACGUGCAAAAAGGACAAACCAAAUGGAAUUGGAGUUAUAAAGGCUGUGAAAGUAGUACCUUCUGGCAAUGAAAUCGCUCUUAAGAAUGCCGUGGGAACAGUAGGACCUGUGUCUGUUGCCAUAGAUUUUAGUCGUCAAGGGUUCCGUAUGUACAAGUCAGGUGUUUAUUAUGAUCCAUAUUGCACCACCACUGUAAACCAUGCUGUGCUUGUGGUUGGAUAUGGUACAGAAAAUGGCAAGGACUAUUGGCUAGUUAAGAACAGCCACGGAGUCGACUUUGGAGACCAAGGAUACAUUAAAAUGGCUCGAAAUCGUGGCAACCAUUGUGGAAUUGCCAGAGAUGCUGCCUAUCCAGUUGUCUAAAGCCUGGUCCUGCCGGACUAGAUUGGCUAAUGGAAUUUUAUCCACUGGGAACUAUUUCUCUUUUUUUAUGCCUAUGAUAUUAUUUUGUGUUUUUCAUUAUUAAAGGGGUUGUUUACCGUUCAAAC
This is a messenger RNA of Xenopus laevis (African clawed frog), 1258 nucleotides long. RefSeq names its product cathepsin S. Lineage: Eukaryota; Metazoa; Chordata; Amphibia; Anura; Pipidae. The transcript has 7 exons. The record is from RefSeq and is a predicted model, not a curated record. Bases 132 to 1133 code for a protein of 333 amino acids.